CUCAACAAGCAUUCGAUUUUCUAAAAAAGGCUUUUACUUCUGCCCCAAUUCUAGUUCAGGCUAACUCAAUAAAACCUUAUUAUCUGGAGACAGAUGCUUCAGACUAUACUCUCAGUGCAAUAUUAUCCCAGUACCAAGUUGGAGGAAUCCUUCACCCUAUUGCCUACCACUCCCAAAAACUUACACUGGCAGAAAUUAACUACAAUGUUUAUGAUAAAGAAUUAUUAUUAGAAAAGAAACAAGAAAAGUCUAAUAUUCUAUCACGAAGAGUAGAUUACCAGCCUUUAUAUUGUGAUAAAAUGGUAACUCAACAACACACUACACUAUUGAAAGCUAAAAAUUUUCAUUUAUGUGCCAUGCUUGUGAUUCUGAUUGAUACAUCUUUAAGAGAUCGCAUUCAAGAAUGGAUUGUAAUAGAUCCUUUAGCUCAAAAUAUCAUCAAUUAUUUAAUAAGCCCUACAGAUGAUGACACAACUAACCACUUUGAUUAUUACAAGUUCCAAUACAAAGAAAGGCUUUUAUUUAAAGAAGAAUUUAGUGUUUCUAAAUGA
Ambispora leptoticha is the source of this 551-nucleotide messenger RNA. Lineage: Eukaryota; Fungi; Glomeromycota; Glomeromycetes; Archaeosporales; Ambisporaceae. The record is from the annotation of a GenBank genome assembly.